Orycteropus afer afer is the source of this 348-nucleotide messenger RNA. RefSeq names its product cholecystokinin (gene CCK). Gene Ontology annotation, cellular component: extracellular region; axon. Gene Ontology annotation, biological process: digestion. The coding region runs from base 1 to 348 and encodes 115 amino acids. Gene Ontology annotation, molecular function: neuropeptide hormone activity. Lineage: Eukaryota; Metazoa; Chordata; Mammalia; Tubulidentata; Orycteropodidae. The transcript has 2 exons. The record is from RefSeq and is a predicted model, not a curated record.
AUGAACAGCGGAGUUCGCCUGUGCGUGCUGAUGGCGGUACUGGCUGCGGGCGCCCUGGCGCAGCCCGCGCCCCCGGCGGACCCAGCGGGUCCUGGAGUGCCGCGGCCAGAAGAGGCGCCUCGGAGGCCCCUGAGGGUAUUGCAGAGGGUGGACGGAGAGCCCAGAGCGCACCUGGGAGCGCUGUUGGCCAGAUAUAUCCAGCAGGCCCGGAAAGCUCCUUCUGGCCGGAUGUCCAUCAUUAAGAACCUGCAGGGCUUGGACCCCAGCCACAGAAUAAGUGACCGGGACUACAUGGGCUGGAUGGAUUUUGGCCGCCGCAGUGCUGAGGAGUAUGAGUACCCCUUCUAG